AUGGCAAUGACAAACAAUAAAACACAUUGUUUUACAUGUAAUAAAGAUAAAAUAACAUAUCCUUGUGAAGGAUGUUUGAAAAACUUCUGCUUAAUCGAUUUAACAAGACAUCGUCAACUACUAAAUGAAGAACUACGUCAUAUUAUUAAUGAAUAUAACCAAUUUAAACAAAUAUUCAAUGAACAAAAACCAAAUUCACAUGAUCUUGCUUUGAUAAAUCAAAUUAAUGAAUGGGAAAUAGAUUCAAUUGACAAAAUUAAACAAAAAGCAAAAAAAUGUAGAGAAAUUGUUAUUAAAUCAUCACGAACAUUUUUGAAUGAUACUGAACAGAAAUUUAAUGAUUUAAAUGAACAACUAAAGCAAAUUCACAAUGAAAAUGAAUUUAAUGAGAUUAAUUUGAAUUAUUUAAGAAAUGAAUUAGUAAAAAUGAGAGAAGAAUUAGAUAAUCCAUCAAUUAUAUCUAUUCAACAAGAUUCUCAACCAUUUAUGUAUGAUAUGCCAAUUAUUUCAUUGGAAAAAACAUUAAAAUUUAACAUAUGGAAACAAAAUGCCAUCACUGUGGCUGGUGGAAAUGGAUAUGGACCGAAAUUAAAUCAGCUCUGUCUUCCUGCAGGAAUCUUUGUUGAUGAAAGCAAAAAUAUUUUCAUCGCUGAUUAUUCCAACCAUCGUAUUGUUGAAUGGAAAUAUAAUGCAAAGGAAGGACAAAUUAUUGCAGGUGGAAAUGGGCAAGGAAAUCGAAUGGAUCAAUUAAGUUAUCCAACAGAUGUGAUUAUUGAUCAACAAACUCAUUCGAUCAUCAUUGCCGAUUGGCAAAACAGACGAGUGAUUCGAUGGUUGAAUCAAAAGCAAGAUAUUCUCAUUGACAAUAUAGACUGUGGUCGGUUGGCAAUGGAUAAACAUGGAUUUCUUUAUGUUUCAGAUUGCAGGAAUGAAGUGAGACGAUGGAAAAUGGGUGAACACAACAACAAAGGAAUUUUAGUAGCAGGUGGAAAUGGAUAUGGAUAUCAACUUAAUCAACUCUGUCGUCCUGCUUAUAUCUUUGUUGAUGAUAAUCAAUCUAUUUAUAUAUCUGAUCAGUUCAAUCAUCGUGUAAUGAAAUGGAAAAAAGGUGCAAAAGAAGGAACAAUUGUGGCUGGAGGAAAUGGUGAAGGAAGAAAUCUUAAUCAAUUGUCUCAUCCUCUAGGAGUAAUUGUUGAUGAUUUGGAUCAGAUUUAUGUGGCAGAUUUUGGGAAUCAUCGAAUAGUACGAUGGUAUGAAGGAAAAGAAGAAGGUGAAGUUGUUGUUGGUGGAAAUGGUCAAGGAAAUUUAUCAAAUCAAUUGAAUGUUCCCAUGGGUUUAUCUUUUGAUGAUGAAGGCAAUCUUUAUGUUGCUGAUUAUUUGAAUCACCGAAUUGAAAAAUUUGAAAUAGUUUUUAAAGAAUCACCGUUUCUUAUUUGGGAUAAAAAUGAUGAUGAUAAUCUUCGAUUUGUAACAGCAUCAUCUAAUUUACGUGCAUAUAUAUUUGGUGCAAUUAUACAAUCAAUCUUAUUAGAAGAACCAAAUCCAUCAUGUAUACAAUGUAGUGAUAUUGAACAUCCAGUACGUGUCAGAAUAAAUAUGUCAUUAUGUGAACGUUUAAUACGUAAACAUUUAAAAAUGAAUAAACCUGAUGUUAUUAUUGCUGGUGCUAAUGGAAGAAUAUUAAUAUCAGCUGAUGAUGAUGAAGAAGAAGACGAACAAAUGAAGCAUUAUUACAACAUAUGA
This is a messenger RNA of Adineta steineri, 1743 nucleotides long. The record is from the annotation of a GenBank genome assembly. Lineage: Eukaryota; Metazoa; Rotifera; Eurotatoria; Adinetida; Adinetidae.